CGGCGGCAUCUUUCAUAUGGCUGCAGUCAACAUCUGGAAGGGUUUACUCGCGCUGUUACUCAGUCUGAAGAGUUUACCCGAGUAUAACUGCAAUUUUACCAUGUCUUUCAUAAAAGUGGACGAGAACUCUGACUUUUCUUAUCAUAACCUGCCUUACGGAGUUUUUUCCACAUUGGAUAAUCCCAGGCACAGAAUCGGCGUUGCGAUUGGAGACCAAAUCCUGGACCUCAGUGUCAUAAAGCAUCUUUUCAAUGGACCAGCUCUUGAGACCCACCAAGAUGUUUUUGAUCAGCCAACGCUUAAUGCUUUCAUGGCAUUGGGUUAUGACGCUUGGAGAGAAGCAAGAAAGUUUCUCCAGAUGCUUCUGGCUGCAAAUGAGUCCACGCUGCGUGAUGACGUCAGUUUAAGGAGCAGGGCAUUUGUUCAUCUAAGUUCAGCUGUGAUGCAUCUCCCAGCUGAGAUCGGGGACUACACAGACUUUUACUCAUCCAGAGAUCAUGCCACCAACGUUGGAAUAAUGUUCCGUGGAAAAGAGAAUGCCUUGAUGCCCAACUGGCUAAGGCUACCGGUGGGGUAUCAUGGGAGAGCUUCCUCUGUGGUUGUGUCUGGAACACCAAUCAGAAGACCCCAAGGACAAAUGAGACCAGACCCAGCUCAACCACCUGUUUUUGGGGCAAGCAAACAGCUGGACAUAGAACUGGAGAUGGCAUUCUUUGUGGGGAAAGGCAACAAGUUGGGUGAGCCCAUCCCAGUGGAGAAGACCCAUGAGCACAUUUUCGGCAUGGUUUUAAUGAACGACUGGAGUGCUCGGGAUAUCCAGGCUUGGGAAUAUGUUCCAUUAGGUCCAUUUCUGGGCAAAAAUUUUGGCACCACCAUCUCACCCUGGGUCGUUCCAAUGGAAGCACUGAUGCCUUUUGUUGAGUCCAAUACAGUCCAGGACCCUGUUCCUCUACCAUACUUAAGUCACGAUGACCCCUAUACGUUCAAUAUCAACCUGUUUGUGGCGUUGAAAGGUGAGGGAAUGCCACGUGCAGCCACCAUUUGUAAGUCAAAUUUUAAGUACAUGUACUGGACCAUGAAACAGCAGCUGGCACAUCACACAGUCAAUGGUUGUAACGUCAGACCAGGUGACCUGCUGGCAUCAGGCACCAUCAGUGGACCGGAUCCAGAAAGUUUUGGCUCUAUGCUGGAGCUCUCGUGGAGAGGAUCUAAGACUAUUGACCUCGGCAAUGGAGAAACAAGGACCUUCUUGAAGGAUGGGGAUGAGGUUACACUCACAGGUUAUUGUGAGGGCAGGGGUUACAGAGUGGGCUUUGGUCAGUGUGAAGGGAAGAUCAUUCCUGCCCUCCAACAGUGACAUAACUGUCACCAGACAAAAGGCAUGUCAUCUACAUCUACAAACAAAUUCAACAUCAUUCCUACAAAAAAAUUGAAUGUUAAUACACACAAAAUCUAAACUUUAUAAUUGAAACAUGCAGUUGUUGCAAUUCCCCCACUAUCGGACAUUGGCCGAUUGAUUAGAAAGAGACAAUGUCCAAAAGUGCAGGCUAUAUCCUGUCAAUCCAAAACACAUCAGAAUUCAAGCUGUGUGAUUAUUUUGAAUUUGGUGACAAUGUACUGAAGACUUUCCAUGAUUUCUGUACAUCAUAAUUUGAAUUAGCAGAUGUCAUUAUUAGUAAAAGAAUUUCGGUAUCACUACAGAAAUUUUGUAUUGGUGCAUCCCUACUUUUGGACAAUUUACAUACUUUAUUUUAAGGUUGCUGAGACAGUUUUUUACUGUAUCUUGUUACUGAAUUUUUACAAUAAAGUUACCAUUUACCUGUA
This is a messenger RNA of Paramisgurnus dabryanus, 1824 nucleotides long. The record is from RefSeq and is a predicted model, not a curated record. Lineage: Eukaryota; Metazoa; Chordata; Actinopteri; Cypriniformes; Cobitidae.